AUGACACAGCCAUCAAAGAAAGUUGCACCAAGUCCUUUUGCCAACAGAAAACCUAAGAAAGUCGGAUCGAAGAAUCCUUUAAUCGAGUCCACUCCCAAGAACUUUGGUAUUGGACAAUCCAUUCAACCAAAGAGAAACUUAUCUAGAUUUGUCAAGUGGCCUGAAUAUGUCAGACUACAGAGACAGAAGAAGGUUUUAUCGCUAAGAUUGAAAGUUCCUCCUGCCAUUGCACAAUUUUCUCAUGUCUUGGACAGAAAUACCGCUGCCGAAGCCUUCAAGUUAUUGAACAAUUACAGACCCGAAACUCGUGGUGAAAAGAAGGAGAGAUUGACAAAAGAAGCUGCUGCCAUUGCAGAAGGUAAAAAAAGAGAAGAUGUCAGUGAAAAGCCUUAUGUUAUCAAGUAUGGCUUGAACCACGUUGUCUCUCUCAUUGAAAACAAGAAGGUUAAAUUGGUUUUAAUCGCCAAUGACGUUGAACCAAUCGAAUUGGUUGUUUAUCUACCUGCCUUAUGUAGAAAGAUGGGUGUUCCAUACGCCAUCGUUAAAGGUAAGGCCAGAUUGGGUACUUUAGUUCACAAAAAAACCUCUACUGUGGCUGCCUUGGUUGAUGUCAAAUCUGGAGAUGAGCCUGAUUUGGCCAAAUUGAUCUCUUCGAUCAACGCCAACUUUAUCGACUCAUUUGACAAUAACAGAAGACACUGGGGUGGAGGUAUUAUGGGUGUUAAGCACAACGCCAAGGAGGCUAAGAAGGUCAAGGCUGCUGCUAUUGAUGCUGAUAUAAAAUAG
This is a messenger RNA of Brettanomyces nanus, 786 nucleotides long. RefSeq names its product 60S ribosomal protein L8B. Gene Ontology annotation, biological process: ribosome biogenesis. Bases 1 to 786 code for a protein of 261 amino acids. Lineage: Eukaryota; Fungi; Ascomycota; Pichiomycetes; Pichiales; Pichiaceae. The record is from RefSeq and is a predicted model, not a curated record. The transcript has a single exon. Gene Ontology annotation, cellular component: ribonucleoprotein complex.